GGGCGGCCCGGGGCUGAGGUGGGCUCGCCCCCUCCCGCCUUUACCGUGGCGCCCCAGCACUGCCCGCCGGGAAAUGGCUCCGCUCAGCCUUCUCGGGAGAGCGCAUCGAUCCUGCCCGGUCUUCCCUUCCUCCUCCCCACCUCCGCUCUGCUCCGAGUCUCCAGAGGGGAGACAUUGAGAAGGCAGAUUCUAAUGUGCACUUCGCGAGCUGCCGGGUGGGCGCUUCGAGAUUUUCAGUACAUUUUUUUUUCUUUUUUCAUUUUUCUCUAAUGUGAUCGCAGGGAAGCAGUGGUAUUGCUUUUAGGAUUUUUUUUUUUUUUAAUUAAAGUGCACGUCGCGUUGGGUUGCACGCUCCACCCCCGGGACCUGGUGUGGAGAAAUUUGAACCCACAGCCUUAGCCUCAAAAAGGCCGAGUUUCCUGUCCUUCCCUGAGUGCGGAGGGCAACGCGAGCGACAUGACCAGCGAACUCAUUUUCUAUAGGACUUCUUGAAGCUGGUUUCUGCGUUUCUUUACCUGGACGCUCAUUUGCGGAAUAGAGUUGACUUCUGUCCCCGCGCAGCAUUUAGCUCCAAUAAGCAAAUGUCACCUCUGUUUGAACGUUUUGGUGUUAACGAGAGAGAAGUCAUUUCACCAACGAGAACUAAUUGAACUGUCAGCAUCAUUGAAAUACCUACGAAAACGGAUCUGGAGGGGGGUGGUGGAAAAGCAACUGCGAAAUAGUAGACGGAGAAAUUCCUUUGGAAGUUAUUCCGUACCCGAGACCAGAAGCUUCAGAGCAAGUUUUCACUGGGCAAAAUGGGGGAACAACCUAUCUUCAGCACUCGAGCUCAUGUCUUCCAGAUUGACCCAAAUACAAAGAAGAACUGGGUACCCACCAGCAAGCAUGCAGUUACUGUGUCUUAUUUUUAUGACAGCACAAGAAAUGUGUAUAGGAUAAUCAGUUUAGAUGGCUCAAAGGCAAUAAUAAAUAGCACUAUCACUCCAAACAUGACAUUCACUAAAACAUCUCAAAAGUUUGGCCAGUGGGCCGAUAGCCGGGCAAACACGGUUUAUGGAUUAGGAUUCUCCUCUGAGCAUCAUCUUUCGAAAUUUGCAGAAAAAUUUCAGGAAUUUAAAGAAGCUGCUCGGCUAGCAAAGGAGAAAUCGCAGGAGAAGAUGGAACUUACCAGUACACCUUCACAGGAAUCGGCAGGUGGAGAUCUUCAGUCUCCUUUAACACCAGAAAGUAUCAAUGGAACAGAUGAUGAGAGAACACCUGAUGUGACCCAGAACUCAGAGUCAAGAGCUGAACCAACUCAGAAUGCAUUGCCAUUUUCACAUAGUUCAGCAAUCAGCAAACACUGGGAGGCUGAACUGGCUACCCUCAAAGGAAAUAAUGCCAAACUCACUGCAGCCCUGUUGGAGUCCACUGCCAACGUGAAACAGUGGAAACAGCAGCUCGCUGCAUAUCAGGAGGAAGCAGAACGCCUGCACAAACGGGUGACAGAGCUUGAAUGUGUAAGCAGCCAGGCAAAUGCGGUGCAUACCCAUAAGACAGAAUUAAAUCAGACAAUACAAGAACUGGAAGAGACACUAAAAGUCAAAGAAGAGGAAAUAGAAAGAUUAAAACAAGAAAUUGAUAAUGCCAGAGAACUACAAGAACAGAGGGACUCCUUAACUCAGAAACUACAGCUUCUCCUCAGAGUCAAGUCUUCGAUGCUGAAAUGUGCUAAGUGCGUCUUUAAAUGUAUUAUUUUGAUGCUGAAUUCAUCACUAGAGCCAGGAUUGUGGAUGAUCAUGUGCCAACAGCAAGAGGUUAUGGAGAUCUCAUCUGCAGAAGAGGUGAAGAAAAAGGCAGAGAAAUCCAUUUCAAGUGAGAUUAGGAAGAUGUGUAAAACAUGGGAAAUAGUGAAAAGUUUUGUAUGAAAGCACCACCUGAAUAAGGCUACAGCAGUGUGUUGUCUGUUGUCUGUUUAACAACAAUGCAGUGUCACGUUUCUCCAAAAUCCUCAGAGACAAAAGCAAGUGUCAUUGGAUAGCUCGUUAAAGUUUCAUGAAAAGAUUCCACUGAGCCAGUAGACAGCCGUGAUUUCCUUUAGUGAUUGAGAAAUCCCAUGAGCCAGUGGGGUUUUGACACAAGGUGCAGAAACCAGAGGUUACUGGGUUGCACAGUCUACCCAUCUUGAAAAUUCUUUGUGAUUGUGGAAGCUUCUUAAAAAUGAGUGCUGGGGAAAGCUGGAAUAAGUAGUUACAUUAUUUGAUAGUUAAACAUAAAGUCAUCUUAUACAGUGACCCUCCUUUUCUAUCUCCCUCACACCAGCUACAAAGGUUUUCAAUUUAAAUGCAGGGUAGUUUCUUUCUCUGUAUUUUGUAUUUUCUGUAUUAUCAUUUUACAGUAUUGCAGUCAUUUUUAUAUGACUAUGUCUAGAUUGUGGAACAAAUCAGGAAAUUUGCCUUGAUAGACAAGUGUUUUGUAUGACAAGCAUGUUUCCAGAAUGAAUUGUGCUCACAAACCAAAAUUUUACUGUAUUUAAAAAUCUCCCGAUUUUGGAAAUUGGCAUUUUCAAGCUUUGUGGAUAUUUACACAAACAACAAUGAAUGAGGAUGUUAAUAACACAAAUAAAGCUUCCAUUAAAAUACUUAGUAAAAAACAGUGCUAAGGAAGAGGCAAAAUACAGGGGUGACAAUCCCUGGGUCCUGUCCCACACUGUUACAAAAGAGCAAGAGCUGCUGUGAGCCUGCUACUUAGAAUAUCUACCAAUAAUGCUAUUUUAAACAAGCACAACCAGGUUAAUUCAAAUAAAUAUCCUUUAUUAAAGAACAAAAGGAAUAUUGUUAAGCACCAAAACCGUAUGUUAUUACAUUGCAUGUAUAAUAAGAGAAAAGUGAUUGCAAUACUUGGUGUACAAGUACUUAACUCUGAAGUCAUGAGUCUAAAAAACAAAUACAAAGCGGUAAUAACAAUGAAGAAAAUUUGCACUAAUGAGCAAAAGGCAACAGUCAAAACAAUUAUUGUAGAUGUCCUAGUAUUGCUAUAAAUGCUUGCUUAGUGUUUUCUUUGUACUUUUAAUACUUCAGAAUGUUAAUUGAGCCUAUUUCUUGUAAAAUCUGCAGAAAAUGCCUUUACAAUCCACUAUGCACACUGUCCAUUUAAUGUCAUGGUGAGAAAGCCAUCGAUAAAGCCAAGCACAAUGUGCUAGUGUUUCUACCUUUAUAAUAUUGCACAAAGCUAAAAAUGGUGAAUCAGUUUGCCAGCAUAAUUUCCGUGUACCCAGAAUGGCUAGAAACAUGUCAGUUUUGUUAGCUGUAAGGGACUUUAUUCAUGCAAAAUGACCUGUGGCCUUUGACUUUUCUUGAACUAUAUCUGGGCUCCAUGUUUGGCAAGACACACAGCACAGUGAGAAAUCCCACAAGCCAGUGGGGUUUUGACAAAGCCACAGAAACCAGAGGUCACUGGGUUGCACUGUCUACCCAUCUCGAAUAUGCCACCUUGUGAUUGUGGAGGCUUCUUAAAAGUAAUGAGUGCUGGGGAAAGCUGGAACAACUAGGUACAUUCUUUGAUAGUUAACCAUACAACAUGCAAGUUUUAAAAAAAAAUGCCCCAGUUAAAACUGAACUCUAACCCAACACCAUAUGUUUUUACAACUAAACAUCGCUUUUCAUUUUUCCGGUGCACCCAAGCACCCCAACUGAGUCAGUUUGUUGUAAAUUAAUCUUCAAAAACUCCCAAAAACAAACCUCCCCUAACUCUCAAAACAUGACUUCUUUGAGAUUCAGUGUGAUUUAAUGUCCAUAAAUUCUUUAAUAGGUCAAUCUUAGAGGUAUUUUCCAUACAUGCACCUUUACAGUGGCAUAGUAAUUGUUUGCAGAAGUAGGGAAACAGGUAUACAUUUGGAAUUACAUCCUACAAAUGCAAAUGUCACUGGGAAAAACAGAAAAUUUUAGAAUAAAUGCAUCCUUGAAAUAAUUAAAUGGGCAAACAUUUAAUGUGUACACACACACAGUCCUCUUCCCCACCUUUAAAAAACUCUGCUUACAAACAUGAUAGUUUAGGCAACAAUAUAAACUCAUUUUUCAGGAAAAUCUUUUUAAGUUACACUUUUUAUAGAAUAAAAAAUACCACUUGCUUCAUUUUACAAAGCAAUUAGGCAGUUCCUCUUAACGUGCUCUGAAGGGAUCAAAGCGCCUCCCUUGCUGCUCAGCAGCCUGCGUAGUACGCACAGUGCUCACGCUAAGGUGCUUCUGCCUCUUGCCCCCAUCUGAAGUGAGUCUGCUUUUUCAGUCUAACACUAAGCAUAGCUCUUUUUCUGUGCUAAGCAGUAAAUGGGAAAUAAAAUGUUUACAAUUCACUUUAUAUUUAUAUUCAGUGCAACUAAAGGUCUCUGCUUUCAUUAUCAAAUGGUUGCAUUUUAACAAGGUGUCUGCAGUAUUCUGAAAUGUUUUACAGUUGUUUGGUUUUUUAUUUCUUUUUCUUUUCUUUUUUAAACAAAUAAUCUGAUAAAGUGUAAGAAAUUUCAACUCCCUGACAGGUCCAGUAAAGGACCCAAUAGUACUACUUUACAGGUUGGUAUCUGGUGUUAAGUGCAUAAUACUUAGAUAAUAAAGCCGAAAACCUAUGUGUUUAUUAAAAAAAAAAAAGACUUUCUUUAGGCUAAAAGCAUUGAUUUAAAUUAAUACAAACACAUUCAGUAAAUGUAAUUUGAAACUGGUCGCAGGGAAUGUAUAAAAUUAAGUGUAUUAAUUGUAUACUGAUCCCAUUUCAUAUAGAAAGGAUGCUGCCUGUUUGUGUUCCUGAUUCAAGAGUUGUAAUUCUUGUGUCUACAAUGGCUGAAGUAUGCUUUACCAUUUAACACAUUUUUAUGAUACAGUGUGGCUGCGCUAUGUGGUACCAAAUCCUAGGUCAACUUCAUAGAAACAAGGAUCUACCCAACCCAAACAGAGAGGAAAUGUCAGUACUCUUGUAAUGGGGAAGGCUCUGCAUUUCUUCCAUGGAAAUACCACACUUUGCUCAUAACUGCACCUACUGGGACCCAUAAAAUUGCAUUUUACAGAAUGUUUCAGUUCCACAGUGAAGAACCAAAGAAUUGUUUUUAUGCUGCGCAGAAACUCAUUAAGCCUGUAACUAUACUUCAAACAAUUGUCCAUCCUUGAAAAUCCUCACUGGCUAAGCAAUUCCUCGCUCUACUGUAUGACAGACAACCUGGGCUGUACACCAAGUGGGGCCUUUUUCUACCCAUGCUGUUGCUUAUACAGACAAACAUUCAGUUGCAGUGGUGGAGGACUAUUUUAAAUUGACAUUCAAGUGAGCAAUAACAUUAACCUCAAAACACCCUCAAGUCAUAAUGUACUUGUUUUUCCAUUUUAUAUACAUUGCAAUCAAGACCAGAUGGUAAAUUAAUUUCUAAGUUGACUCAGCAAAAGCAAGCAGCUCUCUGUGGAUAUAUAAAUGAUACCUUAACAUAAACAUAAUGGUCAAAUAUUCUGAACCAUUAAAAAAAAGUACAGGCAAGUCUGGAAAUGGAAACCUGCUAGUCUGUAAGUACCAUGAAACCAAAACUAUACAAAUUUAACAUUAAAGCCAAAGAUCCUCCCGGGGGUGGGGAGUGGGGCAAUUUAAACACUCUCACACAGGUUUUGUGUGGUUCUAAAGCGGCUUUAAAAAUCCAUAUUAAGGUUCAACUAGUAAUCUUAUCUUGACAGACCAGUGGGCCUUAGGCAUUACAAAUUUUAAUGUAACUUGUGAAUAAUUCUAAAGCCAUGUCCUACCAUAAUCCAUAAUUUUGUGGAACUAGGAACUUGGAUCCCCCUCCCACACACCAAGUGCUGGGGACUAAGCUCUGGACUUUGCGCUUAGGGGUUAGGACAGUACACCGCAGCCCAAAAAAAA
Messenger RNA from Fukomys damarensis (Damara mole-rat), 5868 nucleotides. It is a transcript of the gene Homer1, whose product is annotated as homer scaffold protein 1. The transcript has 10 exons. The record is from RefSeq and is a predicted model, not a curated record. Gene Ontology annotation, molecular function: G protein-coupled glutamate receptor binding. NCBI's taxonomy places the organism in Eukaryota, Metazoa, Chordata, Mammalia, Rodentia, Bathyergidae. Bases 798 to 1907 code for a protein of 369 amino acids. Gene Ontology annotation, biological process: G protein-coupled glutamate receptor signaling pathway; regulation of store-operated calcium entry. Gene Ontology annotation, cellular component: dendrite; cytoplasm; plasma membrane.